Molecule: messenger RNA, 2973 nt
Organism: Ipomoea triloba (trilobed morning glory)
Lineage: Eukaryota; Viridiplantae; Streptophyta; Magnoliopsida; Solanales; Convolvulaceae
Product: ABC transporter A family member 7-like
Exons: 18
Coding region: 148-2973 (941 amino acids)
Biological process (GO): lipid transport; transmembrane transport
Cellular component (GO): membrane; intracellular membrane-bounded organelle
Molecular function (GO): ATP hydrolysis activity; ATP binding; lipid carrier activity
Source: RefSeq, a predicted model, not a curated record
AAAAUGAAGGUGAAAUCGAUCAUCUCGGCGCUUUUCUUCUUCUUCUUAACGCUUUCAAUUCAAACUCUCAAACACUACUACUGGUUUCCUCUUUCAUUUGAGAGAGAGAGAGAGAGAGAGAGAGAGAGAGAGAGAGAGUGAUUAUCAAUGGCGGAAGGGCCGGCGAGCUUUUGGACUCAAGCCAAUGCUCUGCUCAGAAAGAAUUUGACAUUUCAGAAACGAAAUGUGAGGACAAAUCUAUGGCUCAUUUCAUUCCCAAUAUUAAUCUGUGUGUUGCUUGUGCUCCUCCAAACUGUGGUAAAUAAUGAGUUGGAUAAGCCCUCAAGAAGGUGUGGCUGCAUUUGUAUUGAUACUAAUGGGGAUGGAAAAUGUGAAAAAAAGUGUGGGAUUGAGUACUCAACUUUGACACAAGCAGCCAGCUGCCCUCUUCCUAGUCCACCAGAAUGGCCUCCUUUGUUACAGAUACCAAGACCAGAAUAUCGUGCAGUACAAAAUGAUUUUAUUACAUACAAAGAUUUGCCUGAAGAGUCAUGCAAGACCACUGGAUCCUGUCCAGCUGCUAUACUCUUGACUGGAGCUAAUCAAACAUUUGCUGAACGUAUUGGAGGGAAUUUUUUCAAUGGCACAAUUCUCAAUUCCUCUGAUAUUCUUUACAGCGUAGCUGAUGAUGUCUUGGGUUCAGGGUCAUACACUGAGCAAAUCAAUUUCCUGGACCCAGCUUUCUCCUCUAAUUUGCCAGUGUACAUUGUUCGACCUCAGUGUGCUCCAAACUCCACAUUUUCAAUUCCAUUGCAAAUAGGUUCUCGUCUUUUGCAACAAGAGAUAAGUUGCGUGCAAGGAUUACAUUUAUGGCGUAAUAGUUCAUCUCAAAUUAAUGAUGAGCUCUAUAAAGGAUAUCGGAAAGGGAAUUCUGAGAAAAAGAUAAAUGAGAUAACAGCAGCAUAUGAUUUCUUAAAUUCUAAUGGGAAUCACUUCAAUGUGAGUAUCUGGUACAAUUCAACAUAUAAAAAUGACACUGGAAACUCGCCUAUAGGGUUGACACGGGUGCCUCGCUCAGUGAAUAUGGUAUCAAAUGCUUAUCUCCAGUUUCUGCUUGGGCCUUCAACAAAAAUGCUAUUUGAGUUUGUCAAAGAAAUGCCAAAGCCUGAAACAAGAAUCAGGCUAGAUUUUGCUUCUCUUCUUGGACCACUUUUCUUUACAUGGGUGGUUAUACAACUAUUUCCGGUUGUGUUGACAUCUCUGGUUUAUGAGAAGCAGCAGAGACUAAGAAUUAUUAUGAAAAUGCAUGGACUUGGAGAUGGUCCCUAUUGGCUGAUUUCUUACGCUUAUUUUCUUGCCAUAUCUUCUAUGUACAUGCUAUGCUUUGUGAUUUUUGGAUCAUUAAUAGGCUUAAAGUUCUUUACACUGAACGAUUACAGCAUCCAGUUGGUUUUUUACUUAAUCUACAUUAACUUGCAAAUUUCACUAGCUUUUCUCGUUGCUGCAUUAUUCAAUAAUGUGAAGACAGCUGCAGUUGUGGGCUAUGUAAUGGUGUUUGGAUCUGGACUCUUGGGUGCCUACCUUUUCCAGUUCUUUGUUCAAGAUCCAUCAUUUUCAAGAGGCUGGAUUAUUGUUAUGGAGUUGUAUCCUGGAUUUUCUCUUUAUCGUGGAUUAUAUGAGUUUUCACAAUAUUCUUUCACUGGAAAUUAUAUUGGAAGUGAUGGAAUGCUAUGGAAAAAUUUGAAAGAUGGCAAUAAUGGGAUGACAGAAAUCUUAAUUAUUAUGUUUGUGGAAUGGUUGCUGGUUCUCUUCUUUGCUUAUUACACAGAUCAAAUCAUGUCAUCUGGGAAAAGUCCUCUCUUUUUCCUUCGAAAUUUCCAGAAUAGGCACUCAUCAUCCUUCCGAAGACCUAGCUUACGGAGGCAGGGAUCUAAAGUCUAUAUUGAGAUGGAGAAACCUGAUGUUGUCCAUGAGAGGGAUAGAGUUGAGACUUUGCUGCUGGAAUCAAGAACAAGUCAAGCUAUAAUCUGUGACAACAUAAAAAAAGUUUAUCCAGGAAGAGAUGGAAACCCUGAAAAACUUGCAGUUAGAGGGUUGUCACUUGCUUUGCCUCAGGGGGAAUGCUUUGGUAUGCUUGGGCCCAAUGGUGCUGGGAAAACUUCUUUUAUUAAUAUGAUGAUUGGUCUCAUAAAGCCGAGCUCUGGUACUGCGUAUGUUCAGGGUAUGGAUAUACGAACAGAUAUGGACAAAAUAUAUACCAGCAUGGGAGUGUGUCCUCAGCAUGACCUACUUUGGGAAACAUUAUCAGGAAGGGAGCACUUACUUUUCUAUGGACGGCUUAAAAAUUUGAAAGGAGAAGACUUAACAAGAGCAGUUGAAGAGUCUCUUAAGAGUGUAAACCUAUAUAAUGGAGGGGUUGCAGACAAGCAAGCUGGACAUUAUAGUGGAGGAAUGAAGAGGAGGCUUAGUGUUGCCAUUUCAUUGAUUGGAGAUCCCAAAGUUGUCUAUAUGGAUGAGCCUAGUACUGGACUGGACCCAGCUUCAAGAAACAACUUGUGGAAUGUUGUCAAACGUGCAAAGCAAGAUAGAGCAAUAAUUCUCACUACGCACUCAAUGGAAGAGGCAGAGCAUUUAUGCGAUCGGUUAGGUAUCUUUGUGGAUGGAAGCCUGCAAUGUAUAGGAAAUCCUAAGGAGUUGAAGGGAAGGUAUGGAGGGUCGUACGUUUUCACCAUGACAACAUCUUCGGAUCACGAUGCAGAAGUAGAGAGCAUGGUGCAGAAUCUGUCCCCAAAUUCCCACAGGAUCUACCAAAUCUCGGGCACCCAGAAGUUUGAGCUGCCAAAGCACGAGGUAAACAUUGCAGAUGUUUUCCGUGCGGUUGAGAUUGCAAAGAAAAGAUUUACAGUUCAUGCAUGGGGCCUAGCAGAUACAACCUUAGAGGAUGUGUUUAUAAAGGUUGCAACAGCGGCUCAGCCAUCCAUUAACCUCUCAUGA